AUGUUAUCCGGCCCCAACAAAAUUGUGCCCGCAGCGCCAGCGGCCAACGCUCCAAAGUCACAGAUCGCGAUGGCCCCGCCGCCCGUUCCCACUCUCCAAAAACGUUAUAUCAUUGGCUUCGAGCAGGCAGGCUUUCCGGACUGGACAGAGAUGGAAUUCGCGAGUCCCAUUCCCCGCUUCACGGCCUGCCUGGUAUGCGGCUCGAUCGCGUCAGAGAUGCUCUGGUCCCGAUGCUGGCACGUCUUCUGUCCGCUCUGCGCGGCCCUGUUGACUCGCGACGACGAAUCGCUGCCGUGUCCCUUCGACGGCGUUCAGACAAAUGCCGCUGCUCUGCAUCGGGACAAAAUCGCCAUUGAGGUCUUGCUCGCGUUCAGGGUAUUCUGCCCGAACCGAUCUCUUGGAUGCGAUCACAUAGGCCCCAUGGAAAAACUCCGAGACCACAUGCGACUGUGCGGUUUCUACGACAUACGGUGCCAAAUCUGCGGCACCUGGUUGAAGCGGUUCCAGCUCCGAGAACACGCCACUCAAGGUUGCGCUCUUCCCGAAGACACACUCGUCGGCCGACGCAUUCAUGAAGUCGUAAACGGCCACCUCUACCCCGACAUAGAGAAGAUGGUGGCCGUCGAGGAGGCCGCUGUGACGGCACGAGAAGCCGGCGAAAGGCCCUCGAAACUGUCGGUGAUCUUCAACGGGAACAGCCAGGAAUACGACGUGCUCAGCAUGAUUUCGGCCAUGAAGGAAAUGUGCCGGGAGUACGAAGGCUUCAAGAACGCCUUCAAUGGCGUCCGCGAGACCGUGGACAUCCACGUCGAGCAAAUGCGCGCGGACGUCGAGGCCCUGGAAGUGAAGCUCCAGACCGAGCAACGUCACUGGAGGGACGACCUUCUCUCGGACGUACGCUUCGUCAGGGACGUCCUCGGAACGCGGAGCUUCGACUGGCAGAUCUCGCCCUACUCCAAACUCAAGCGGCCCGCCAUUAGAAAGAAGCUUCUUCUCAAGAGUGAGGGUUUCUACAUUGGGUACCAGGGGUACCACGUGGCGCUCUCCGGGAGCUUCCUAAAGAACCCGACCGAUGGCAAAAUUUACGUGAAUGUGUUCGUGCACCUGCUGAAGGGCAUCUUCGAUUCUGUGCUCAGCUGGCCGUACCGCAAGCUGACUAGCGUGAAGUUGCUGAAUCAGACCGACGACGGCGUGGACAAGGUGGUGACCUUCGACCCCUGCGAAGCGUGCGAGGACGAAAAGGACAGCUUCCAGCGGCCCAAGGGCCCGAGGAAUGUGGGCUACGGGUUCCGCUUAGCGCCCCUUGAAGAGCUUGAGCACCCCGCAAACGGGUUCCUCAGAAGCGAUUCUUUCGUUGUACAGCUCACCGUCGGAUUUCCCUAG
Messenger RNA from Ixodes scapularis (black-legged tick), 1383 nucleotides. RefSeq names its product TNF receptor-associated factor 6-like. Gene Ontology annotation, cellular component: cytoplasmic side of plasma membrane; plasma membrane signaling receptor complex. Gene Ontology annotation, biological process: tumor necrosis factor-mediated signaling pathway; protein K63-linked ubiquitination; positive regulation of JNK cascade. The transcript has a single exon. The record is from RefSeq and is a predicted model, not a curated record. Gene Ontology annotation, molecular function: tumor necrosis factor receptor binding; ubiquitin protein ligase binding. Bases 1 to 1383 code for a protein of 460 amino acids. Lineage: Eukaryota; Metazoa; Arthropoda; Arachnida; Ixodida; Ixodidae.